Molecule: messenger RNA, 2681 nt
Organism: Mus pahari (shrew mouse)
Lineage: Eukaryota; Metazoa; Chordata; Mammalia; Rodentia; Muridae
Gene: Golga5
Product: golgin A5
Exons: 13
Biological process (GO): Golgi organization; retrograde transport, vesicle recycling within Golgi
Cellular component (GO): Golgi membrane; Golgi cisterna
Source: RefSeq, a predicted model, not a curated record
GCAGCUCGGCGGCCACUCUGUUUUGAGGUCCUCGCCGCCCUUCCACGUCUCCCGGAAGAGCUAGCCGGCAGGUCCGGGAGCAGCCGGCUGCUGUGGCGGCCCGGGCGGGCGACGAGGCCGCGGCGUUGCCGCUCGGCGUCCUCAGGUUCAUCAGUAGGAUUACUUUGCUACCAUCAUGUCUUGGUUUGCUGAUCUUGCUGGAAGGGCCGAAGAUCUUUUAAACCGAGUGGAUCAGGGGGCUGCAACAGCUCUCAGAAAGGAGAAUACCAGCAACAUCUUUUAUAGCAAAAAUACUGACUAUCCUGAACUUCACCAGCAAAACACAGAUUCAACUUACCAGACGGGACAGAAAGCUAACUAUAUUUCCUCAGCUGCUGAUAACAUCCGACAUCAGAAAGCUACGAUCAUAGCUGGCACAGCGAAUGUGAAAGUUGGAUCCAGGACAGUCGGGGAUGCUGCCCAUCCCACUGAGCAUGCUUCUGUCCCAGGGCCUUCAUCCCAGUUUUUUCUGAGGACCAAAUCAGAGCCUGAUGAUGAGCUGCUAUUUGAUUUUCUUAACAGUUCCCCCAAAGAGCCCACUGAGACAGUGGAAAUCCCGAAGGUGAUGGGCAAAGCUCUUGUCUUUCCAAGUUCUCAGUCAUCAGUUGUCAGUUCUGUCAACACCAGUGUAACCACCAUCAAGGCCAUGGAAGAAAAUUCUGGGAGCCAAAGUCCUGAAGUGAGCAGUUCUGAGUCUGUGCCUGAAGCUCACAAGGAAUCCCCAGAGGGGAGCACAGCAUCAAGUGCUGCCAGCAUGGAGCACAGCUCUGCACCUAGUGAUGGAGGCAGGUCGCAAGAGCUGUCUAAUCUUCGACUGGAGAAUCAGUUGCUCAGGAAUGAAGUCCAGUCUUUAAAUCAGGAAAUGGCCUCAUUACUUCAGAGAUCCAAAGAAACUCAAGAAGAAUUAAAUAAGGCAAGAAUAAGAGUUGAAAAAUGGAAUGUUGACAAUUCAAAGAGUGAUCGAAUAACUCGAGAACUACGAGCUCAAGUAGAUGACCUUACUGAAGCAGUGGCCGCAAAGGAUUCCCAACUGGCCGUCCUCAAAGUGCGACUGCAGGAGGCUGACCAGGUGCUGAGUUCCCGCACAGAAGCACUGGAAGCCUUACAGAGUGAAAAAUCACGAAUAAUGCAGGAUCACAAUGAAGGUAGUAGCCUACAGAAUCAAGCUCUGCAAACUCUUCAAGAGAGGCUGCAUGAAGCUGAUGCCACUCUAAAGAGAGAGCAAGAGAGCUACAAACAAAUGCAGAGUGAGUUUGCUGCACGCCUUAACAAAAUGGAAGUGGAACGUCAGAAUUUGGCAGAAGCAGUUACCCUGGCAGAAACAAAGUACUCCGAGGAGGAGAAGAAGAAGGCUGAUGAACCCCAGUAGGAAGUCAAGCCAAGCAGCUCAAGCUUGGAGUCUGCUAAGCAGGAGUUAGUUGACUACAAGCAAAAAGCUACACGGAUACUCCAAUCUAAAGAAAAACUGAUCAACAGCUUAAAGGAAGGCUCAAGUUUUGAAGGCCUAGAUAGCAGUACUGCUAGCAGCAUGGAACUAGAAGAACUUCGGCAUGAGAAGGAGAUGCAGAAGGAGGAGACCCAGAAGCUGAUGGGCCAGAUACAUCAGCUGAGAUCUGAGCUACAGGACAUGGAGGCUCAGCAGGUGAGUGAAGCUGUAUCAGCACGAGAACAAUUACAGGAUCUGCAAGACCAGAUAGCUAAGCAGAGGACAUCUAAGCAAGAGCUGGAGACGGAGCUGGACCGAAUGAAGCAGGAAUUCCGUUACAUGGAGGAAGAUCUGCAUAGAACAAAGAACACACUGCAAAGCAGCAUGAAAGAUCGAGAGGAAGAAAUUCAAAAACUGAGGAAUCAGCUUACCAACAAAACUUUAAGCAGCAGCAGCCAGUCGGAGCUAGAAAGCCGACCCCAUCAGCUAAGGGAAACACUCAUCCAGAAGCAGACCAUGCUGGAGAGCCUCAGCACAGAAAAGAACUCCCUGGUCUUCCAGCUGGAGCGCCUUGAGCAGCAGGUGCAUUCUGCCUCCUCUGGGCCCAACAGUGGAUCUGCCAUUAACAUGUCUGGAGUCGACAGUGGUGAAGGGAUCAUUAUUCGCCUGGGAAUUUUUCUCAGAAGAUACCCCAUAGCACGAGUGUUUGUAAUCAUCUACAUGGCUUUGCUGCACCUCUGGGUCAUGAUUGUACUGCUGACUUACUCACCAGAAAUGCACCAUGACCAACCGUACGGCAAGUGAACGGAGCCACUGGUUCCCAUGAGUGCCUGCUAUUGUCCAGAGCCGGGAUCUGCAGAAAGAACAGCACUAAGACUGAUAGGAACCAUGCACAAGAUGGUUUCUUCUUGGAGAGCUUUUAAUCUUUUAACUUAUUUCUCUGGUGUCUGACUCUCCCCUAUUCCCAUAAGAGUCUCUAAAUGCAGACAGUAAUUUGACAAAUUAAGCUCGACUUUUUCUGAGUUCAGUUCCCUAGAUAUGUAUAGAGAAAGAGAGAAAAGGAGAUUUGGGGGUGUUCACCUCUGUACAGACCUUUCUAUAUUUUAGGUGACACUGAUUAUGGGUUAUAUAAUCAGGGAAACUAAUUGUAUUUAGGGAUAAAAAUAAAAAGAUUUCUUUUUUAAUAAUUUAGAGUGCUUUAUAUUUUCAUAUAUUU